This is a messenger RNA of Pleurotus ostreatus (oyster mushroom), 1458 nucleotides long. RefSeq lists its product as uncharacterized. The record is from RefSeq and is a predicted model, not a curated record. NCBI's taxonomy places the organism in Eukaryota, Fungi, Basidiomycota, Agaricomycetes, Agaricales, Pleurotaceae. Bases 1 to 1458 code for a protein of 485 amino acids. The transcript has 5 exons.
AUGGGCUCCCAUCCUCGAUACACGGCCCUACUCUGCGAUCUCGGCGACGUCCUCUUCUCUUGGUCAUCGGAAACCAGAACGACCAUUUCGUCUCGAACCCUCCGUCAUAUCCUUGCCUCGCCCACUUGGUUUGAUUACGAGUGUGGUCGCCUGUCUGAAGAUGAAUGCUACAAACGCGUCGGGUCCGAGUUCAAGAUCGAGCCAUCCGAAAUUGCCCAAGCUUUCAUCCAAGCUCGCGAUUCGUUGCGUUCCAACGAUGCAUUCAUUGCCCUAAUACGAGAUCUGAAGAGUCAGUCGCAGAACACGUUGCGUGUCUACGCCAUGUCCAACAUCUCGCUGCCGGACUAUGAAGUCUUGCGUACGAAGCCCGCUGACUGGGACAUAUUUGACGAUGUGUUUACCUCUGGCGCUGUUGGGGAACGCAAACCCAAUCUUGGCUUCUACAAGCAAGUGCUGCAGAAGAUAAAGGUCGAUCCCCAUCAAGUGAUCUUCGUCGACGACAAGCUAGAAAAUGUACUUUCGGCUCGCUCGUUGGGCAUACAUGGCAUUGUAUUCGAUGAUGUCAAUCACGUUGGGCGCGCACUUCGUAAUCUAGUGGGCGAUCCCGUGAAGAGAGGGCAGGAGUUUCUGACCAAGAACGCCCAACACCUCGAGUCGGUCACGGACGGCGGCAUUGUGCUUCAGGAAAAUUUUGCCCAACUACUGAUUUUGGAGGCUACCAACGAUCGAAGUUUGGUAAACCUAUUUGGACACACCAGCACAUGGAAUUUCUUCCGUGGUAAAGGCCAACUUACUACCGAAGAAUUUCCCUUCGAUCUAGACACGACUUCCCUGGGCAUAACAGUUACGAAACCCAGCUCAGCCGUUGCACAUUCUGUAAUGGAUGAAAUGCUAAGCUUCGUGAACUCGGACGGGAUCAUUCAGACAUAUUUCGACCACCGACGCCCACGGUUUGACCCUGUCGUCUGUGUCAAUGCCCUUUGCUUGUUUUACUCCCAUGGUCGCGGGCAUGAGCUGAAGAAGACCUUGGAGUGGGUCCACGAAGUUCUGCUCAACAGGGCUUAUUUGGAGGGCACGCGCUAUUAUGAAACACCUGAAUGUUUCCUGUUCUUCCUCAGUCGGCUAUUGCAGGCAACAGGCGACGCAGAAAUCCACGGAUUAUUAAAGCCGCUACUAAGGCUUCGCGUUCAGGAGCGUGUCGGUGCCGACGGCGAUGCCCUAGCCCUAGCUAUGCGAGUCCUCGUCUGCGAUUCCGUCGGCUUGAGGGAUGAGGUUGACCUUCGGUCCCUUCUACCACUACAAUGUGAAGACGGCGGUUGGGAGAUUGGUUGGAUUUACAAGUACGGGUCUUCGGAAAUCAAGAUCGGCAAUCGUGGUUUGACGACGGCUCUGGCUAUCAACGCUAUCACGGCAAUGGGACCCAACAUCCGCCACACGUCCAUCAUCGCCACUGACUGA